AUGAUGUGCUUCGGCCAGAUCCUUUGUGCCAUCUGCAACGGCCAUCCGUCAUGGGAUGACGAUCGCUUCCGCGAGUACCAGUCAGUUCUGCAUGUGGAAAGUGGUGUUGUGUGUCGCAAGCUUGAAAGCAAACGGACGUGCAAGCAUACGGGCCCGCCAGUAUACUAUCAUCUGUCCGUAAACGACGACCCCCACCGGCUAGGAGACGAUCCCCACCCGGUAGGAGACGACCCCCACCGGCUAGGAGACGACCCCCACCGGCUAGGAGACGACCCCCACCGGCUAGGAGACGACCCCCACCGGCUAGGAGACGACCCCCACCGGCUAGGAGACGAUCCCCAUCGGGUAGAAGACGAUGAUUUCGUGGAAGAGGCUUUGAACGCGGAGGCUUUGCAUCGAGAGGUUUUGAAUCAAGAGAGCCCAGAGCGCCUGUGUCAAUUGAAUGUGUUUCUCCAAAGUCUGCCCUCCCCUUCCGCCGAUGUUUUCUUGAGACCCUUUUUCGCGACACGUGAAUCUUCUCUCCCGGUUGCUCGCACGGAGUCCAGACGAGUGCUCCCGCCAGCACAGGUCGGUUUUCAGAUUUGCAUCCUCGUUGGAAAGGCUGGUUACCUCUCGGACGAUGUUGUACUGGACCUUUUACUCAACCAAGUACAGGUGCGGUACACCAGCGACAUCCGCGAGGCGCUCCACUUAGCCGCAAGGUACCUGCAAGUGUGGGACGCUCUCCAAGACGCCAAAAAAAGACCGGAUGCCAAACCCAAACUGUUACGGAUCCAUGACGACCCUGCAAGCAACAUCUGGGUAAACCAACUCAUGUGCAUUACGGGGAUCAGCAAACAUGUCGCGAUGAAACUCAUUUCAAAAUGGCCCACCUGCUCAAGUCUUGUGCGGGAUCUCGCACACACAACGCCGGAUACUCUAGCUAAGGUUACUAUCGAUGGGAAAUGCAUAGGGAAACUCGUCGCUUCCCGGUUGUGGCGACUCUUCUCUCCCGCCGCCAAUCAAAAUGAAAAGCUUAUUGUCUAG
This is a messenger RNA of Gregarina niphandrodes, 1026 nucleotides long. Its product is annotated as SON protein. The coding region runs from base 1 to 1026 and encodes 341 amino acids. The transcript has a single exon. The record is from RefSeq and is a predicted model, not a curated record. Lineage: Eukaryota; Apicomplexa; Conoidasida; Eugregarinorida; Gregarinidae.